This is a messenger RNA of Hymenoscyphus albidus, 4413 nucleotides long. The record is from the annotation of a GenBank genome assembly. Lineage: Eukaryota; Fungi; Ascomycota; Leotiomycetes; Helotiales; Helotiaceae.
CUUUUCUGCACGGCGCUAGGCGAAAAGAUCAUCCACAAAUAUCACAACAACCAGCACCCUCACCCGCAAAACCACCACCCUCUGGUCGCAUUCCUGCCCACCUUCCCCUACCAGACCGCCCACAUCGGCACAAUCAUCUUGUCGCAAUGGAUGGUGCUGCGCUUCGUGAACGCAUCGUUGCGACACUCGAUGCCACCACCGACGUUCGACGCCGCGCUGAACUCGAGUUGAAGACGGUAAGCCAUUUAGUUUCCACCAUGAGCCCACUCCCACUCCCACUCGCAUCACCGAGUCUUCCAAGACGAGCCGCCACGGUCACUGCCAGCGAGGACCUCUACUGAUCUCUCCAUCGCAGGCCGAAGACCAUCCCGGGUUCACCGAUGCGCUCUUGAAUAUUCUGCAGAGCGAGACGGAUCUCGCAGUCCAACAAUCGAGUACGCAUAUCCACCGCACAAUUUCACACCCCUCCGCCAAGACUAACACACAAUAGCUGCCGUCUAUCUCAAGAACCGUGUCACGAGAGGAUGGGGAACCAACGAGGACUUUCCAUCGCAUAAACCUAUAGCAGAGGAGGAGAAGGCUCGCUUUAGAGACCGCCUGCUGCCUGUCCUGUCCGCAUCCCCUCCCAAAGUUCGACAACAACUGGUCCCAGUCCUACAAAAGAUCCUCCACUACGAUUUCCCCGAGAGAUGGCCUGCCUUCAUCGACAUCACUCUUCAACUCCUCAACACGAACGAUGCUGCCUCGAUUUUUGCCGGUCUCCAGUGCCUGCUCGCGCUCUGCCGAGUCUUCAGAUUCAAAUCAGGGGAGACCCGAGCCGAUUUUGAUAAGAUUGUGGACGCAACCUUCCCAAGACUUCUGGCCAUUGGGCAAGGCUUGGUGAACGAGACAAGUGAGGAGGCAGGGGAAAUGCUGCAUAUUGUGUUGAAGGCGUACAAGCAUGCAACAUUUGUGAGUCUGACGAGGUUGGCGAGUCUAUCCAAGUGCUGACAGUUUUAGUUUGAAUUGGCUCUUUCUUUGAGAGAUCAGCCUGUGGUAAUUGGCUGGUGUACUCUAUUUCUUCAGACGGUCGCAAAGGCAGUACCAGCCUCAGCUCUACCAGACGAUUUUGUAGAACGUGAGGCCAACCACUGGUGGAAGUCCAAGAAGUGGGCUUACUUCAAUCUUAAUAGGCUUUUUGUUCGGUACGUUGGGUUGAUGAGUAUUGUUUCUCUCAUGCUAAACAGAGUAGUUACGGAAACCCGUCAUCACUACAGAAAGGAAAUGGGGAGGAUUAUACCGAAUUCGCAAAAACUUUCAUCGCUCAAUUCGCACCGGAGAUUCUGAAGGGCUACCUCCAACAGAUUGAAGGAUGGGUGGCUAAGACAACCUGGCUCAGCAGACCAUGUCUUUCAUAUACCCUCGUUUUCCUCGACGAGUGUGUGCGGCCUAAAGAGAUGUGGAAUCAUCUAAAACCACACCUCGAUACCCUCGUUACGCAUUUCCUCUUUCCUGUUAUGUGUCUUUCGCCUGAUGACGUCGAAAAGUUCGAUACCGACCCAGAGGAGUACCUUCACCACAAAUUGAAUUACUACGAGGAAGUCUCGGCUCCUGAUGUUGCUGCAACGAAUUUCUUGGUCACCCUCACCAAGGUCCGAAGAAAGAACACGUUCACAAUUUUGGCUUUCGUUAACACUAUUGUCAAUGAAUACGAAGCCGCUGAAGAUAGCAAGAAGAACCAUGUUGCAAAGGAGGGUGCUUUGAGAAUGAUUGGCACAUUAUCGAGUGUGAUUCUUGGAAAGAAGUCGCCAAUUGCGGAGCAAGUAGAAUACUUCCUCGUCAGAUAUGUCUUUCCAGAUUUCAGCAGUCCUCAAGGAUUCUUGCGUGCGCGAGCUUGUGAUACAGUGGAGAAGUUCGAGCAAUUGGAUUUCAAGGACCCAAACAACCUUUUAGUCAUUUACCGAAAUAUUCUGGACUGUAUGGCCGACGCAGAACUCCCAGUUCGGGUCGAGGCCGCUCUUGCACUUCAACCUUUGAUCAGACACGACAUCAUCCGCACGAGCAUGCAAUCACAAAUUCCUCAAAUCAUGCAACAACUCUUGAAACUCGCUAAUGAGGUUGAUGUGGAUGCUCUAUCAAAUGUCAUGGAAGAUUUCGUUGAGGUUUUCGCUGCCGAGCUUACUCCAUUUGCAGUUGCAUUGAGCGAACAGCUGCGUGACACAUACCUCCGAAUUGUCAGAGAACUAUUGGAGAAGAACGAGAAGCGAGAUGACGAAGAGAGCUACGGCGACUACCUCGACGACAAGAGUAUUACGGCUCUUGGUGUACUUCAGACAAUUGGCACUCUCAUCCUGACCUUGGAGAGCACCCCUGACGUCCUUUUGCACAUGGAGUCCAUUUUGAUGCCAGUUAUCAGUAUUACUCUUGAGAACAAGUUAUAUGGUAUGAGAGAAAACUGCAAGUUUUGAAUUGUUUGCUAACAACAUUAGAUUUGUACAACGAGGUUUUUGAGAUCAUUGAUAGCUGUACUUUUGCUGCCAAGUCCAUCUCUGGAACCAUGUGGCAAGCUUUUGAGCUCAUUCACGCUACAUUCAAGGCAGGCGCAGAACUCUACCUCGAGGACAUGCUUCCCGCACUCGACAACUUUGUUCAAUAUGGUCGCGCACAUCUUGCCGAAACGCCAGCCUACCUCGACGCCAUGUUCAGUAUGGUCCAUGACAUGUUCGCGGACCCGAAGGUGGGAGGAGUUGACCGCAUUUGUGCUUGCAAAUUGGCCGAAGGUAUCAUGUUGAGCCUUAGAGGUGACGCUGAUACAUACGUCGUAGAAUUCGUAAGAUUUGAUUUUGCGUUUUUAUUAUGAGGUUACUGAUAAUUGCUAGAUUGGGAUGGCAAUGCGCACACUUACCAACACCGAGACUAAAGUCAAGUCCUACAGAAUCCAUCUUAUGGAAAUGGUCAUCAAUGCCAUUUACUACAAUCCGGUAUGGGAAACUUCUAAUUUGUAACGGCAUUUCAUUAACAAGCAACAGGUACUCGCUCUUCAAGUUCUCGAGGCGAACCAAUGGACCAACAAGUUUUUCAGCCUGUGGUUUUCAAGCAUUGACAGUUUCACCAGAGUUCACGACAAAAAGCUCUCCAUUUCUGCAAUUGUUGCUCUCCUCACCCUUAACGCCGACCAGGUUCCAGUUAGCGUACAAACCGGAUGGCCACGAUUAUUACAAGGGCUUGUUCGAUUGUUUCAAACUCUUCCGGCCGCCCAGAAGAAACGUGAUGAGAUUCUCAAGGAUGAUUAUCCGGUUGAUGGAUCAGCAUACGAUGAUGACGAGGAGGAGUUGUGGGCCGGCGACGACAAUGCAUGGAAUGAGGAUGAGGGGAAUGAGGAAUCAGAAGACGCCAAGGAUGAAAGCACAGCCUAUCUUGAAUUCUUGAACGAGGAGGUGCGAAAUAUCAAACCCAUUUGGGAAACGUUGCACUGACAUGGAGUUCUUAGGCACAAAAAUUCCAGAAUCUUGAUGACCCAGAUUCCGAUGAGGAACUUGGUGAAGAAAGCCUUCUUGAAACCCCACUGGAUAAGAUAGAACCAUAUGGGCUUUUCAGAGCAGCUCUCAUGAGUAAGUUCUCAUAUACCCUUAGUGAAUAUAACUAAUUUUAUUAGAACUCCAAGCAGAACAACCUCAAUUAUAUACCUCCCUGACAGGCAACCUUAGCGCCGAAGAACAGCAAAUCGUUCAAGGCGUGGUUCAACAGGCCGAUGUAUUAGCUGCUCAACAAGCCGCGUUGGCAGCUAAUGUUCCAGGGGUCGUAGUCAAUGGCGCGACAUGAGGCAUAGAAGAAGGAAAUAAAGAAAAGCAAAAAUCACAAAACAACAAACACAUUCGGAGCGGGGUUCAUUAUAUCUCUUGGUUGCCCAAGCGUGCGUUGUGUGCAUGGAUUUGGCGUUAAUCCUUUCUUUUCUCAUGUUGGGUGAUCCUCUCCGAAGCCGAAAGGGGGCACUUGACCAAGUUUUCUCUCUUCUGUGCCUUGUGUUGUUUUUUCGGAAAUUCCUUUUUUAGGUUGUUGAUAUUUCGCUGCUUGGUCACUUGUUUUUUUGCUAUUUUCUCGAGCAAAGGUGGAGGAUAUAUCGAGGACGUGAGUUGGGUGUAUACGAAAAGCAUGAGGCAGGCAGGUGAUGAGAUGGUGGAGGAAAAUGUUCGUUGGGUUCUGUAAGGGUGGACUCGAACGAUGUGAUCAGAAGAUCAUUUGUUAUUGACUGCGUAGUGUGGAUUAGUAGUUGGUGUAGUAGUCUAGAUUUUUUUCCCUUUCCAUUUCUUUCUUUCUCGAUAGGGUGGGGAUGAAAUGAAUGGCUGGUGGGAUGAAUGAAUGGAUGGAUGGAUUGGGACGGGAUGGAUGGAUGGAGGAUGAAUAGAUGAAUGAGAUGCAAGCAAGCAAGCGAAU